AUGGAAGGGUAUAUAUUACAUUUAUUUUUCUUUGUAACGGUAAAAUACGUGUCCAUUGUGGAUGAUGACACUUUCCCACAUCAAAAGGUUAGUGAUGAUUUUGUUCCCGAUUCUGUUAACAAAUUUAGACAUGAUUCAAUAAUAGUCGGUACUUCUCAUGGCCUGUUUUGCGUGUAUGAAGAGAAAACCAGUACAGCAGUUAUCUGGAAUCCUUGUAUCAGAAAAACUGUUGUCAUUGCAGUACCUAAUCUGUUACCCGAAAAAUACUACUGGACUGUUGUUGGUUUUGGCGUUUGUCCUCGGAAUCUUGACCCUAAGCUUGUCAAGAUUUCAUAUGUUUCUGCUUUCGGUAGAUUAAAAGAUGUAAACGCUAGCACCCAAGUUGAGGUAUUUACGUUAAGUUCGGGAGGGACUUGGAGAAGUCCGUUAAGUAUCAACCUUCCUCAUAUAUCCAUUGAUUUUGGAUAUUCUCAGGCAGUUGUAGACGGGUUUAUUUAUUGGGUUGCCUUUGAUAGGAUUGAUGUGGAUGAUGGGACAAGGAAUCCCAAACUGAUCAUGUCAUUUAAUGUGACAACUGAAGAAUUCACCAAAGUAAACCUCCCUCGCCCUUUAGCACUCGACCCUUAUGCUGAUUUGCUGGUAUCUAACCUAAGGGAGUCUCUUGCUGUUCUCAAGUUCAAUAAGUACACUCUGAGAGAAAAUUGUGAUGUAUGGAUGAUGAAUGGGCAUGGUUGUGCUAGAGCCUUUAAUAGGCUGUACUCGAUACGUGCAACUGAUGCAUCACUACUAUGUAAAACACUGGGAUUCCGAAAGAGUGGUGCACCAAUAAUCGAAUCGAAGAAUACGAAUCGUUUGGACUAUUUUUAUACUAAUGAACAUGAACUUGCUAUUUAUGAACCAGAAUCAAAAGACAUCACUCAUAUCGGAAUUCAUGGAUUAGAAGGUAAAUUUUUUGUGCAUUCCUACAAGGAAACACUACUUUUGCUUGGCCAACAAUAG
Messenger RNA from Erigeron canadensis, 999 nucleotides. RefSeq names its product F-box/kelch-repeat protein At3g23880-like. The record is from RefSeq and is a predicted model, not a curated record. Bases 1 to 999 code for a protein of 332 amino acids. The transcript is spliced from 2 exons. NCBI's taxonomy places the organism in Eukaryota, Viridiplantae, Streptophyta, Magnoliopsida, Asterales, Asteraceae.